Acyrthosiphon pisum (pea aphid) is the source of this 2321-nucleotide messenger RNA. RefSeq names its product intraflagellar transport protein 52 homolog. The transcript is spliced from 8 exons. Gene Ontology annotation, biological process: intraciliary transport; cilium assembly. NCBI's taxonomy places the organism in Eukaryota, Metazoa, Arthropoda, Insecta, Hemiptera, Aphididae. The record is from RefSeq and is a predicted model, not a curated record. The coding region runs from base 1047 to 2321 and encodes 424 amino acids. Gene Ontology annotation, cellular component: centriole; intraciliary transport particle B; cilium.
AUUCUUGUCUAUGCUUGACACUAGGCAGUUGCGUGAUAGAUUAAAUUACUUCUAUCUAAAUCUAUCGUGGACAGUUGUUACUUGUGUCUUGUAUUUACCAUUUUACUAUUUAUCGGAGCCAUAGACAUAUAAAUAAUUUUUCAUUAAUAUGUCUAUGUUUGGAGCCCCCGAUGACCCGAUCACUGGAGAUCACGAUUAAAGAUAUAUAUCUCUAAUCGUGCUGGAGAUUUAUGAAUUGUGAUAAUGUGAUCUAGUUCCAUGAGUAUCCACUUAUGACGGCGCUAGUAAUGCUACAAGGCAAAAUACCCCGUACCUCGACCUGUUCAGUGUUCAACCAUUAUAAUCUAUAUUAUGUUCAACAACAUUCCGUUGUCAACCUCUGAAAGUCUGAACCUCCCCACACCCAUCAACCAUUUCGCGUCUAGUCCAUACUGACCGUACUCAACAAGAAUUAACAUAUAAUCUUAAUUCGUGAUACUCAAUAGCCUAGUCCUGUUUAAUUCUUUUCUAUGCCCGUUUAUCUCCGUCCGUGAUUCUUUAUAAUAUUAUACUUAACUAUGGCUUAGUUAUGGGUGCUAUAAAGAAUAAAGAUUUUUAAUCGUCAUGACGCAGGAUCACGUAUAGAUUUUUGAAUAGUAUGCUCGGGAUCUAUAUCUUAUACAUAUAGGUAGUAUAAUUGUCUGUUCACUAAUCGCUAUUUAGUAUUUCAGUGCUUCUGUCUUCAGACUUUACUCUUCGAGUCUUCAAUAUUUCAGUCAUAGAAAACGGAAUAGAUUUCAUCUGUUCUGUCUUCUGUACUUCAGUCAUUCUCAAAUCUGAACUCAGCGGUUUACGACACAUAAUUUAUAAGUACAUCAUUUUCUUGUCAUUGAUUUUCAUAAAAUAACAUACAUGUCUAGUAACUACUACACCACUGCCUAACUAAAUUCGUUUUAAACUUGCCAUCAUUAGAUACCGAAUUUUCUGUAAUAGAUAUCAACUUUUUAAAACAAUGAACUAUAUAAUAUAAUUUAAUACAUUUUUACCCGGGUUUAACCACAGAAAUUAUGAAUAAUAUGGCAGAUAGUAACAAUAAUAUUAUAUUAUUUGAUAUGGCUAAAAAUGAAAUGUUUGAUAUCAAUGAUAAUUUGAAAAUUUUGAGAAGGAAAUUGCAGGGAUCUUAUACGAUUGCCAUAAAUAAACAUGAGAUCACAGUGGAUGUCUUAAAUGGUGUGCAGUUAGUUGUAUUUGGAGCUCCACGUGCUAUGUUUUCAGAAGCAGAAUUUAAUUGUCUUCAUAAAUAUAUUGAUCUUGGAGGAUCCGUAUUAGUUAUGUUUUCUGAAGGAGGCGAAAAAGAACUACAUACUAAUAUAAAUUAUUUAUUAGAAGAAUUUGGUAUAAUGGUUAAUAGUGACUAUGUAUUACGCACACACUAUUAUUUAUAUUUCCACCCAAAAGAAUGUCUGGUUAAAGAUGGUGUUGUUAAUGAAGCUGUGGCUAAAUAUUUGGACCGAGAAAAUGAAAACCCAUCAAAAUGUAUAAGUUUUGUAUUUCCUUAUGGUGCUAGUUUAAAUGUGGCUAAACCAGCUGCUCCUAUACUUACUAGUGGUUCUGUUGCUUAUCCUCUUAAUAGACCACUCUGUGCUUUUUAUUCUGCUUCAAAGUAUUCCAACAAAGCCAAAAAAGGAAAACUUGCAGUCAUUGGUUCUGGUCAUUUGCUAACAGAUAAAUAUAUUAAUUGGGAAGAAAAUGAUAAAAUCCGUGAGAUUUUGUUUGAUUUCUUGAUCACAAAUAAUAUAACUUUAAAUGAAAUUGAUGCUAAUGAUCCUGAGACUUCAGAUUAUAAAAUGGUACCAGAUAUUGGAAUGUUAUCAUCUCGUGUUCGCACCUGUCUUCAGCUUCAAGAAAGUUUGAACAAUACGGGGCAUUUUUUAUUCUCAGCUGACAACAUAAAUUCCCUUAUAGACACUAAAUUGUGUUCUUUAAAUACCACAAUGUUACCUGAUACAGUUGAAGCGUAUAAAACAUUAAAUGUACCCCACAAUCAGUUACAACUCAUUCCUCCUACAUUCAAUGACACCUUACCUGCCUUACAAUUUGCUGUUUAUCCGCCUCCUUUUCAAGAAUUAUCAUCCCCAUUUUUAGAAUUAUUCGAUCUUGAUAGUAUAUUUGGUUCUGAAAAAUCGUCAUUGGCGAAUUUGGCUAAAAGCUGCUUAGAAACAAAAUCUAGCGAGAAAACAAUUGAAGAUAACAUUAAUCAAUUUAUUAUUGAUAUUAAUGACAAUUUAGAAAUAAUUGACCACAUUAGCGACUCUAAAAAAAUAAUACAAACAUGCACCUAG